CGGGUGGGAGCUGGCUGUCCUGUAGUUGCAGACUUGCCUGAACCGCUGUCUCCCUUUGGGGGCUUGGGCCACUAGCUGGUAUGCUCUCGUGUGGGGCCACGCACCCGGGCAGCGCCGUUCUUACACGGGUGUCAGGACUGGACCCCCAGACCACAGGGCCAGCAGCCUGCGGGACCUUCGCCUGGCCAUUUCCGGGGGGUGGUGACGCAGGAGGACUAAGGGUCUGCCUCCCCACACCCCUCCACCCCACUGCACCUGGUUCUCGCCCUGGCCAGCUCUCCGGCAGGCCCUGCGGCCCUGGCCUGGUGGCUCCUGCAGUGUGUGGAGGCCAGGGCCCUGGGCUGGGCCUUCUGUGAAGGACGUGGUGAUUGGCGCUUCCACGGCCAGCGGAGCCUAACGUAGAGCCAGCACCAUCCUGCCCAGCGAGGGCUCCAGCAGCGCCCGCUUGUCUUGCUCCUUCUCCUCUUGUCUGUGCCCACAGCGGGCGCACUGUGCCCUUCCAGGGGCCUCCUGCAGCCUCCAGGCUCUCCUGCCCCACGAGGCAGAGUUGGGCAGCGUAACCACCUGUCCCCUGGCUGUCUGGGGCAGGGCAGUCAGAUCCGCCCUGGGGCAAAGGGCGGGGUCUGGAGAAGCCGGGGUCAGCCCAGGUCCCUCUGCUGCCUCCUUGGGGCCUGAGGCCAGGGAGGAGGUCGGGCUGACAGGGCGACUCGGAGCUGCCUACUUACGCUUGUUUUUGUGCCUCAAGGAGCCACCUUCCUCGUAAGUUUUGGAAACUCCGAGAAAUCAGAAACGAUGGUUUGUCGUCUUUCCAGCAACCAGAGGUACCUGCUGCUGGACGGGGCCAGCCACCGCGAGAUCGAGGUCACACACAUCUUGGCCGUGCAGGUCCUCACGGAAGGCUUCCCCGCUGGAGAUGGCUCUUGGCUGCUCUUCUCUCCUGCCUGCCCACCUUCCUGCCUAGACAAAGACACGCACACUUACACCAGCCUCCUGGGGAGUCCGCCCGCCUCCGAAGGGGGCGCUGCGCGGGCCACGGGCAUGUCCCUGCAGUACUCGGCCCCAGGGGCGGAGGUCGUGGCCCAGCUGAAGCUGACUGCAGGGGAGGAUGCACACGGCAGCAGGAAGCAGGCGACGGCGUGGCUGGCAGCCAUGCACAAGGCCGCCAAGCUCCUCCACGAAUCUCGGGACCAGUAACUGCACGGGCUGGAGCGCGGAGCCUGCUCGCUGCCUCGCCCGACCCCAAGCGCGGUGGGAAGGCAGCGCGAGGCUCUGGAGGAACAGUCGUGUGCGCUUACCUCGUGCGACACGUGCACGUUCACUAACGCUCCAACCGCUCCGGCUCGAGAGCCUGCGUUUUCCUGGUGAUGCCUAAGUGGGUGGAGACCCAGCUACACAACCGCUGAACUGUUUGUAGCAUAACCUUUGCCAUGUUUGUACGAGUCCAGGCUUACCAGGAGGUUCUGGACCCUCGUCUUCGUGAAUUGUCUCACGGGUGAUCCGGGCCUGCGGGAGCCGGGCGGCAGAUGGCACUAAUGGCACUAGGGCACUAACGCGGGCUAUGCAAGCCUUUCAUACUUCACUACAGGGGAGGAGCCAGCUGUGUAUUUUGUACUUUUCACUCACUGUUUCACUUUAUUAGAACAAUUGUACAACAAUUUGUAUAUGAAGCUUGAUUAAACCCUAUUUUAAGAA
This is a messenger RNA of Myotis brandtii (Brandt's bat), 1692 nucleotides long. It is a transcript of the gene ZFYVE21, whose product is annotated as zinc finger, FYVE domain containing 21. The record is from RefSeq and is a predicted model, not a curated record. Lineage: Eukaryota; Metazoa; Chordata; Mammalia; Chiroptera; Vespertilionidae. The transcript has 5 exons. Bases 793 to 1194 code for a protein of 133 amino acids.